AUGGAGUACUGGAGCCGUGAACACAAGUUUCUAGGAGACAAAAGGAAAGCUGCUGGGUUUUCGAGGUCCUCGGACUUCGCUAAGUUACACUCCCCGCUCGCCCUUCCUCUGCACGCAGACACCAACAGAGGUGCCCGGGGUCGGCGCCCGGGGCUCGGGUCGCCAUUUGCCGACCGCCUCAAGGGCCGGCCACGCGGGCGGCCCGGCGCGGACAGCGGCGCGGCGGACGCCCUCCGGGCCGACCCAGGACCCGCGCGGGCCGGCCACCGCCGCGUUACUGCCCCGCGGCGCGCCACCGCGUCCACCCCGCCGCCGGCCUCGCUCGGCCCCGCCGCCGCCCCCGUCCCGCUCAGCGCGGGCCGCGCCGGCCACCCGCGGGCCUCCGACACUCACCGGCGCGCGCGGCCGAACCGCGGCCCAGACCCAGGCUGCCGUGGCCGCCGUGCCCGGCUGCUCCGCACUGUCCCAGCGCUGCCUGGAGCCCCACACCCCCGUCUGGCCCGCCUCCUCUGCGCCUCACCCCGCAGCCGGGCCGCCGCCUUUUCUCUUCUCCGGGCCUGCUCCAGGGGCAGCCGCCCUCCUCCCGCGCCCCGCCCCGCUCCGCCCCGCCCACCAGCCCCAGCCGGGCGGGAACGCGCACGCAGGGCCCAGCGGGAACGCGCACGCCGCCCUCUGACUCUGCCACGGCGACGUGGCGUAGAGUGGGAAAGUCAGCUUGGAGAAGUGCUGCUCUGGAGCUAG
This is a messenger RNA of Marmota monax (woodchuck), 741 nucleotides long. RefSeq names its product Wilms tumor protein 1-interacting protein-like. The coding region runs from base 1 to 741 and encodes 246 amino acids. The record is from RefSeq and is a predicted model, not a curated record. NCBI's taxonomy places the organism in Eukaryota, Metazoa, Chordata, Mammalia, Rodentia, Sciuridae. The transcript is spliced from 2 exons.